UAAAGGAUGUGCCAAAAUAAGCAGCUAUGGGCCAGACGAUGAACACCUUUUCCACUGGUUGAUAGCAGUGGCUCACACAGCUCUGAAGAACCCUAAGAAGCAGCCUGGAGGGGAACGCUCAGUAGAACCACCAUGGAGACCGUUAAGAUAGCCUUACUCAUCUUCCUUCUAACCUCGCUCCAGCUCCUCACAACAGAUGCUUCUUCUGUUGCCGCACAAAAAUCAGCAGAACAUUCAACAACAGGCAAACCAUCAGAAACUACGACACCCGUCACGACUGUUCCUCUUUCCACUGUAAAGAACCUUGGUGCAAAUGUUACUGCAGCCAGCAUUACUGCAGCCAGCGUUACUGCAGCCAGCGUUACUGCAGCCAGCGUUACUGCAGCCAGCGUUACUGCAGCCAGCGUUACUGCAGCCAGCGUUACUGCAACCAGUGUGACCCCAACCAAGAAUUCUACCUGGAAUUCUACUACAUCAACAGUAACAGAAAAAACAAAAAUGUCAUCCUCACCCCAAGUUCCAGUGAAUUCCGCAUCUCCAUAUACUAAGGACAAUGGAACACAAGGGACCCAGGCCCCAACAACUGUUACCAAGAGUGACUCACUAAACAAAACCACCAUUUCUCACCUUACCAAAAAUCUCUCAGGUUCAGAGGAUGAAAAUACAGGUCAAGAUAGAGUCAAGGACAAUAAGAAUACGGAUCAAGAUGUCGAUAAGAACCUGCUGUGGAUUCUUUUGCCAGUCCUGGCACUUGUGGGGGCUGCUGUCGUGGUCCUUCUGAAAAGUAAAUGCAUGAAGGACCACGAUCACACAGAGAUAACUGAUAAUGGAACAGAAAAUGCCUCUUUCCAGAGCAGGCCGGACAACGCCAAAGACGGUGUCAUGCUUCUCGGGGUGAAGUCUUCAGGCGGUGAAGACAAUGCUGCUGCAAGAUAAAAGGGAUGCCAUCCCAUUCGAAAGGACCAAUGGAUGAGGACGAGCUCUUACAACCAAAAAAUGGUCCAGAUCCCUUCACCUUCAACGAUCUAAACCUUAUGGACUAUCUAAUACGGCGUCACAGAAUCACAAAAGUUACUAAAGUGGGAACAUUUGUAUAUGGUUUGUGAGUAUUGUAGGAUAUGGGGCUCUUAACUGAACACGUGUCUGUUAGAAGGUAUAGCAUGUUUUAUUAUGUACUUCAUUCAUUUAGUCAAGAAGGAAUUGUGAUUUUAAUUUAAUCAAGACCAACAUCCAGACAUUUUAGUCAGGAAAACGAUGCUGGAUUCUGAAUUAACAUGAAUAAAUUAACCCAAAUUCUCAUUGUCUGAGUGUAAGAUGAUUGUCUCACCCCUGUAUUCAAGAUACUGGUUUUGAUUUGAUUAAAUCACCCAAACAUGCAUGAAAUCCAAAUGUACUGAACCUGAAUUCAACACACAAUUCCUCGAUUUAAACCAGUUAGUGACCAGUACACAUGGUUAACAAGUGUUUGUAUGCUUUAAAUCGGUUUAAAAUAAUGAUUUAGUUUUCAGUGUAAAUGCCAGGAUUGUAAAGAUGAGCUGUUUUACCAGUAUGUUUCCUGCUUUUGAACAAGUUAUUUUGUAUAUUAGCUGUUGCUUGUCAGAAAACUUUUGUCAAAUGUUUCCCAAGGAGGGUUGGGUUUGUUUAAAUCACAGGUGUAUGUUUCCCAAGGAGGGUUGGGUUUGUUUGAAGCACAGAUGUAUGUUUUACAAGGAGGGUUGGGUUUGUUUAAAUCACAGAUGUAUGUUUCCCAAGGAGGGUUGGGUUUGUUUAAAUCACAGAUGUAUGUUUCCCAAGGAGGGUUGGGUUUGUUUAAAUCACAGAUGUAUGUUUCCCAAGGAGGGUUGGGUUUGUUUAAAUCACAGAUGUAUAUGUUUCCCAAGGAGGGUUGGGUUUGUUUAAAUCACAGAUGUAUGUUUCCCAAGGAGGGUUGGGUUUGUUUAAAUCACAGAUGUAUGUUUCCCAAGGAGGGUUGGGUUUGUUUAAAUCACAGAUGUAUAUGUUUCCCAAGGAGGGUUGGGUUUGUUUAAAUCACAGAUGUAUGUUUCCCAAGGAGGGUUGGGUUUGUUUAAAUCACAGAUGUAUGUUUCCCAAGGAGGGUUGGGUUUGUUUGAAUCACAGAUGUAUGUUUCCCAAGGAGGGUUGGGUUUGUUUAAAUCACAGAUGUAUGUUUCCCAGGGAGGGUUGGGUUUGUUUAAAUCACAGAUGUAUGUUUCCCAGGGAGGGUUGGGUUUGUUUAAAUCACAGAUGUAUGUUUCCCAAGGAGAGUUGGGUUUGUUUAAAUCACAGAUGUAUGUUUCCCAAGGAGGGUUGGGUUGGUUUAAAUCACAGAUGUAUGUUUCCCAAGGAGGGUUGGGUUUGUUUAAAUCACAGAUGUAUGUUUCCCAAGGAGGGUUGGGUUUGUUUAAAUCACAGAUGUAUGUUUUACAACAUUUGGGGUUAAAGCAAAUAAACUAAAUGUGUUUAUUUUUGUAAUGGAGCAAAUCCAUAAGAUUUCCCUCUGGUCAAAGAUUAUUUGAAUUUCUCAAAUACAGAACAGCGCUGUUUUACUGAU
Messenger RNA from Oncorhynchus mykiss (rainbow trout), 2551 nucleotides. RefSeq lists its product as uncharacterized. NCBI's taxonomy places the organism in Eukaryota, Metazoa, Chordata, Actinopteri, Salmoniformes, Salmonidae. The record is from RefSeq and is a predicted model, not a curated record.